This is a messenger RNA of Paramormyrops kingsleyae, 4955 nucleotides long. It is a transcript of the gene upf2, whose product is annotated as UPF2 regulator of nonsense mediated mRNA decay. Gene Ontology annotation, molecular function: protein binding; RNA binding. Lineage: Eukaryota; Metazoa; Chordata; Actinopteri; Osteoglossiformes; Mormyridae. Gene Ontology annotation, biological process: nuclear-transcribed mRNA catabolic process, nonsense-mediated decay. The record is from RefSeq and is a predicted model, not a curated record. Gene Ontology annotation, cellular component: cytoplasm; exon-exon junction complex.
UCGGCCGGUAUGAAAAGGCCCUUUUUUUAUCAGGCACCUUGCAGGCCACCUAACUGAGGUGGUCCUUCAGCGACCGAGAAGGCUGCUUCACCCACUAAACAGACCCGAUGUUUUUGUUGAGGAAAAUGAAGUAUGCCUGCUGAAAGCAAGAAGCCAGUAAACAUGGACGAGAAAGACGUGUGCGUUUUCAGCAACAAGGACAAAGAGCGAGCGGCGGAGAGCCGUCCCUCUUCGUCUCGGGAAAAGGGGAAAGAGGACACCAAGGUGAGCGGGAAGAAAGAUAACGGCAAGGCGGCAGCGGCGGAGGAGAAGAGGAGGAGGCUGGAGGAGGAGAGGAGAAAGAAGGAGGAGAAGGAGCGCAAGAAGAAAGAAGAGGAGAGGCUGAGGGUGGAGGAAGAGCAGAAGAAGAAGGAGGAGGAGGAGAAGAGGCAGCAGGAGGAGGUGGAGAAGAGGAUGCAGGAGGAGGAGGAGAAGAGGCAGCGUGAGGAAGAGGCGGCACGACUGAAAGAGAAGGAGGAAGCGCACCAGCUUCACCAGGAGGCCUGGGAGCGCCACCACUCCCGCAAGGACCUGCGCAGCCGGAACCAGAACGCGCAGGACUCGCGGCCUGAGGAGGCCUUCUUCAGCCGCCUGGACUCCAGCCUGAAGAAGAACACGGCGUUCGUCAAGAAGCUGCGCACGCUCACGGAGCAGCAGCGCGAUUCGCUCUCCAACGACUUUGCCUCGCUCAACCUGAGCAAGUACAUCGCCGAGGCCGUGGCUUCCGUGGUGGAGGCCAAGCUGAAGAUCUCCGACGUGGGCUGCGCCGUGCACCUCUGCUCCUUGUUCCACCAGCGCUAUGCUGACUUCGCCCCGCUCCUGCUGCAGGCCUGGAAGAAGCACUUUGAGGCCCGCAAGGAGGAGAAGAUGCCGAAUGUAAGCAAGCUUCGAACGGACCUGCGCUUCAUCGCCGAACUCACCAUCGUGGGCAUCUUCACCGACAAGGAGGGCCUGUCGCUCAUCUACGAGCAGCUGAAGAAUAUCAUCAACACAGACCGUGAGGCGCACACGCACGUCUCCGUGGUCAUCAGCUUCUGCAAGCACUGCGGGGACGAUGUCGCUGGCCUCAUUCCUCGCAGGGUAAAGGUAGCGGCAGAGAAAUUCGCCCUGGGCUUCCCUCCGAGCGAGAUCAUCAACGCCGAGAAGCAGCAGCCCUUCCAGAACCUGCUCAGGGAGUACUUCACCUCCCUUACCAAGCACCUGAAGAAGGACCAUCGCGAGCUGCAGAACAUCGAGAGGCAGAACCGCCGUAUCCUACAUUCCAAGGGCGAGCUCAGCGAGGACCGACACAAGCAGUACGAGGAGUUUGCCACAUCCUACCAGAAGCUGCUCGCCAGCACGCAGUCCCUGGCGGACCUGCUGGAUGAGAACAUGCCAGAACUACCCCAAGACAAGACCGUUCAAGAAGAACAUGGCCCCGGCAUCGACAUCUUCACUCCAGGGAAGCCGGGGGAUUAUGACCUGGAAGGAGGCAUUUGGGAGGACGAGGAUGCUCGCAACUUCUACGAGAAUCUGGUGGACCUGAAGGCCUUUGUCCCUGCCAUCUUGUUCAAAGACAACGAGAGGGCUCGCGACAAGGAGGAGGCCAAAGAUACAAAGGAUGGGAAGGAAGUUAAGGAGGUGAGCGGGACAGAGGAGCUGGAACUGGAGCUGGAGACGCUGGACAUCGCAGAUGACGCCCUGGAAAUGGAAGGAGCUGACGAGGUUGACGGUGAUGAGCUUGCCAAGAAACUGCUGGAUGAGCAAGAGCAAGAAGAUGAGGAAGCCAGCACAGGGUCCCACCUAAAGCUCAUUGUUGAUGCCUUCAUCCAACAGCUGCCCAACUGUGUCAACAGAGACCUGAUAGACAAGGCUGCAAUGGAUUUCUGCAUGAACAUGAACACAAAGUCCAACCGGAGGAAACUUGUGCGAGCGCUCUUCACCGUCCCAAGGCAGCGGCUGGACCUUCUGCCCUUCUAUGCCCGGCUGGUCGCCACACUGCACCCCUGCAUGUCUGACGUGGCUGAAGAUCUGUGCUCCAUGCUCAAGGGCGACUUCAGGUUCCAUAUAAGAAAGAAGGACCAGAUCAACAUUGAAACAAAGAACAAGACCGUGAGGUUUAUUGGAGAGCUAGCUAAAUUCAAGAUGUUCUCCAAGACGGACACCCUUCAUUGUCUGAAGAUGCUGCUGUCAGAUUUCUCCCAUCACCACAUUGAAAUGGCGUGCACCCUGCUGGAGACGAGCGGACGCUUCCUCUUCAGGUCUCCAGACUCGCACCUUCGCACCAGCGUGCUCUUGGAGCAAAUGAUGCGCAAGAAGCAGGCUAUGCACCUGGAUGCCCGCUACGUGACCAUGGUGGAGAACGCCUACUACUACUGCAACCCCCCACCCGUGGAGAAGGCCGUGAGGAAGAGGAGACCACCUUUGCAGGAGUACAUUCGCAAGCUUCUCUACAAGGACCUGUCUAAGGUCACCACCGAGAAGGUGCUGAGACAGAUGCGUAAACUUCCCUGGCAAGACCCUGAAACCAAGAGCUAUCUGAUUUGCUGCCUGGUGAAUAUCUGGAAUGUGAAGUAUAACAGCAUCCACUGCGUGGCCAACCUCCUAGCUGGCCUGGUGGCAUACCAGGAAGAUGUGGGCAUUCACGUGGUGGACGGGGUGCUGGAGGACAUCCGGCUGGGCAUGGAGGUAAAUCAGCCCAAGUUCAACCAACGGCGCAUCAGCAGCGCUAAGUUCUUGGGGGAGCUCUACAACUACAGGAUGGUGGAGUCGGCCGUGGUCUUCCGCACACUCUUCUCCUUCAUCUCCUUCGGGGUCAGUCCGGAUGGCUCACCCAGCCCGCUGGACCCCCCUGAGCACCUGUUCCGGCUGCGCCUGGUCUGCACCUUGCUGGAUACUUGUGGCCAAUACUUUGACCGGGGCUCCAGCAAGAGGAAGCUGGACUGUUUCCUCAUCUACUUCCAGCGUUACAUUUGGUGGAAGAAGGCUUUGGAGGUCUGGACGAAGGAGCACCCAUUCCCCAUUGACAUCGACUACAUGAUAAGCGACACGCUGGAACUGCUUCGUCCCAAGAUGAGGCUGUGCAGCUCGCUGGAGGAGGCGGCCAUGCAGGUCACCCAGCUGGAGAGGGAGGUGCUCGUCAAGCUAGGUCUAGCUGUGGAGAAGGACGACCGGUCCUCCAGCGCCAUGGGUGAUACGGAGGGACUGGAUGAGGAAGACGAGGACGAUGAUGAAGAAGGAGGGGCGGAGACGGAGGAGCAGUCUGGGAACGAGAGCGAAAUGAAUGAGCAGGAGGAGGAAGAGGGCUCCGAAAAUGAGGAGGAGGAGGGGGACGAAGAGGAGGAAGAGAACACCGACUACCUGACUGACUCCAACAAGGAGAAUGAGACUGACGACGAAAACAACGAGGUGACGAUCAAGGGAGGCGGCCUGCGGCAUGUGGCCUGUGCUGAGGACGAGGACUUCAUCCAGGCCCUGGACAAGAUGAUGCUGGAGAACCUGCAGCAGCGCAGCAGUGAGUCAGUGAAAGGCCACCAGCUGGACGUGGCGAUCCCACUGCAGUUGAAGAGCCAGCUGAAGAAGGUCCCUCCCCCAGCCUGCAGCGCGGAGGCCGACACUGAGCUUGCCGACACCAUGCAGUUUGUCAUGCUCACCCGCAAGGGCAACAAGCAGCAGUUUAAGAUCCUGAACGUGCCGCUCUCCUCCCACUUGGCCGCCAACCACUUUAACCAGCAGCAGGCCGAACAAGCAGAGCGUCUGCGCAUGAAGAAGCUGACACUGGACAUCAAUGAGAGGCAGGAGCAGGAGGACUAUCAGGAGAUGAUGCAGUCGUUGGCCCAACGGCCAGCCCCUGCCAACACCAAUCGCGAGAGGCGACCACGGUACCAGCAUCCUAAAGGAGCGCCCAACGCAGACCUCAUCUUCAAGACUGGGGGAAGGAGACGCUGAAGGGAUCACAGUGGUAUGACCUCCUCGCUUGGGCGCUGACCUACCCCCCCGGCUGACUGUGGAGUACACCGUCGCCAUGCGAACGGGAGGGGCCGUGGGCUCCUCCCCCCAUGCGGAGCAACACCAGCAUCUCUCUCUCUCUUACACACAGAAGCACGUGCACACACACGGACACACGCUUUGUCACGCCCAGCCGGACUCAGCAGUGGCGAGACCCCUUCAGCGGGAGAAUGCGUUUGUGAGGCGGCUGCCGUUCCCACAGGCCCUGCCGGAGGACCAAGAUGCAACAGGAUCAGGGAGCACACCACGGUCAUGCACCCUCUUCCUCUUAGAGGGGGUGGGCUUACAAAAAAAUUUAAAAAUCAGUUCUUUUGUUUUAACGCUGCCUUUAGUUAAAUCAUUCUUUAGAUUGGAGGGCCCAGUUGAGGGGAGGGGGGGGGCUGGAGAGGGGGAUGAAGGGAGAGCAGCCAGGUUGAGUGAGGAGGCAGCGAGACGGACACGCAAUUCAUGGUACCAAGAUGGCCGGCUUUGUUAGCGCGUCCGCUCGUCCACCAUGCCGACGGCCCUGCCUAGAGGAUUCUGAGAAACCGAGGGUCGAGGUGGCGACUGGCAGAGGGACUGACCGAUGGACUUACCAGCUUUUCAUUGUCUGAUUUAAAAAGGAAAAAAAAAAAGAUAAAUAUUUAUAGAUGCGGUUUAUUUUUUCAUUGAUGUUCUGACAGGAAGCCAUUUCUAGGUUGCGAAAGGCUUCAGCAUCGCAGGCAUUUCUGUGCAUAUGAGUUUUGGUGUUCUGUAGUUAAUGCCUGCGUGAGGUUUCUGUCUACAAUCUGCAGCUGAGUUUCCUGCUGAUCCUUUUGAAAUCUGUUCCAAGUGUCUGUCUGGUUUAACCUUGUUUUGCCCCCCUCCCUCCAUUGCAUGGCCUGUUCAUACCAGCACUGCUGCUGGCAAGCAGGCUGCAUCUCGGAUUGCAGUAAACUGUCCAAAUGUCA